AUGGUAAAUGUCAUAGUGUUCAUAUCAUUGCUCCGAAAUUUAGUUUGAAGCAAUUUAUAUCUAUUUAAAACUGAACAUUUGACUCAGUGUGUCAAAGUAGAACCAUAUUUUUUUUAUAUAGCAUGAUUAAAUCAUGAACAUUGUAUUAAGUUUAAAUUUAUAUUAAAUUCCAAAUGCCAUUAAUAUUAUUUUUUAUAUAAUGCUUUGCGUUAUAUAAGAACAAAAAAUAAUUUAGUAGCAGCAGAUAAAAGAGGGAGAGACAGGGAGAGAGAGAGAGAGAGUGAGUGUGGAAACACAUAGAGUGAGCUGAAUGUGGUUGUUGGAAGCAAAGUAUGUUGCCACUUUAUUAAUUUAGUAAUUAAAUAGAUAAAGUUAAAAUAAAAUGGAUGGAAAUAAUGCUAAAAACAUCGACAAAAGUAUCGAUUGGAUAUUCCAUAAAUUACGAAGGCCAACAUUUAUGUGGCAUUUGGCUAGCAGCAUUACCAUAGCCACGGUCGGAUUUUUGAGCAAGGUUAUCACGGCUUGGCUGAAUCGUGCUCGAAUAUACAAUAACGAGAUACUCGCUUCGAUUAUCGAUACAAAACCAGAGCAUAUACCGUUGUUAACUUUAUCUAAUCAUCAUUCGUGCUUUGAUGAUCCUGGUAUUUGGGGAAUCUUACCAAUUCGACAUAAUUGCAAUUUUCGGAAAAUCAGGUGGUCGUUAGCUGCUCACGACAUAUGCUUUACCAAGAGAUAUCAUUCUUACUUUUUUAUGACCGGCAAAUGUAUUCCAGUAAUACGUGGUGGUGGUGUUUAUCAAAAAGCGGUUGAUUUGUGCAUAGAAAAGCUUGCCAUCGGCGAUUGGGUUCAUGUAUUUCCCGAAGGAAAAGUGAAUAUGACCAAAGAGAAUCUGCGAUUCAAAUGGGGUGUUGGACGAAUGAUUUACGAAUCACCAGUUAUACCAAUUAUCGUACCAAUUUGGCACGAGGGCAUGGACACUGUUUUACCGAAUUAUCCGCCUUAUAUAUUAAAAUUUGGGAAAAAAAUUACGAUUAACGUGGGUCAACCGAUAAAUAUUAGUGAUUUAGUUAAUAGCCUAAGAUCGAAAAAUACACCAGAGCCAAUUGCAAGAAAGAUUAUUACCGAUCGAUUGCAAGAGGAAAUGAACAUUCUCAGGCAAUCAACUGAAAAAUUACAUGCUGUGUAGCAUUAUCGGUAUAUCCAAAAUGAUAAAAGAACA
Messenger RNA from Contarinia nasturtii (swede midge), 1219 nucleotides. It is a transcript of the gene Taz, whose product is annotated as tafazzin homolog. Gene Ontology annotation, cellular component: mitochondrial membrane. Gene Ontology annotation, biological process: cardiolipin acyl-chain remodeling; inner mitochondrial membrane organization. The record is from RefSeq and is a predicted model, not a curated record. The transcript is spliced from 5 exons. Bases 383 to 1186 code for a protein of 267 amino acids. NCBI's taxonomy places the organism in Eukaryota, Metazoa, Arthropoda, Insecta, Diptera, Cecidomyiidae. Gene Ontology annotation, molecular function: 1-acylglycerophosphocholine O-acyltransferase activity.